CAACAUCCUUAGCUGUCAUCUUGGCGCAGAUUGUUGGUGUAGAUCGUUGCCGGACACCACGUGCUUGCGCGUAGUGAACGAAAUUUUGACGCGCACCGCCUCCUAUCGAAGACUUGGUUUGGACGCCGUGAUGGAUGCCCGACCUGUCAAAAGUGACUCGGUCCAAAAAGCUACCCCUUCCAUCGAGAUCUCGCCACUAUCAUAUGAGUACGUUCGCUCACCAUCUAAUGUCGAUUCCAACCUCCUCGUCCUCUUACAUGGGCUUGGCGAUACCCAUCUCCCCUUCUUGAAGCUUGGAGAAUCGCUACAGAAGACGCUGCCACAAACAGCUGUUCUUGCGCUUCGCGCAGGCACACCAAUCCCUCUUUUGAUGGGCAUUGGACAGGAGGCGUGGUGCUGGUGGGAAUCCUUCGACAUGCUUGGACAGGAGGUCGCCAAUCCGAAUCCGAGUCAAUUUCUACAGGCAUUUGCAGGGCUUCUCGAGCAUCUUAUCACGCCUGAAGAUAAUGGCGGUUGUGGCUGGCGCCCCAGCUCAAUUCAUCUGCUUGGCUUCGCUCAAGGAGCGAGCGCGGCGUUGGAAGGCACCAUCUUCUGGACGAAGCGUACUGUGCAUAGCGGGCAAGUGGCGGACGACAAGCAAGAGCUCGGCAGUGUCGUGAGCAUAUGUGGCAACCUUCUUUCACAUCCAACAUCCAAGAUGGCUGUGAGCACGCCUUUGCUUCACUUUCAUCGCCUCGGCGCUUCUCCUUCCAAAUCGGAAGUCGUCACGUCGUCGCUCUCGCGAGUCUUCGCAAACAUUGAGCAAGCAUCGAUGGGCCCCGUGCGAGAAGGCGUAACGGAGGCAAUGCCACAAGGUCUCUCCGAAUGGGAUCCUAUUAUGAGAUUCUGGAGCAGGUUGCUCAGGAAUCGUACUUCGUGGGAGCUUGAGGGCGAUCUUUUCACCAUGAGCAGCUCGAACGUUGGGCGCACGGAAGGGUCAUAUCCGGUCUGAAC
Messenger RNA from Acaromyces ingoldii, 993 nucleotides. RefSeq lists its product as hypothetical. Lineage: Eukaryota; Fungi; Basidiomycota; Exobasidiomycetes; Exobasidiales; Cryptobasidiaceae. Bases 131 to 991 code for a protein of 286 amino acids. The transcript has 2 exons. The record is from RefSeq and is a predicted model, not a curated record. Gene Ontology annotation, molecular function: hydrolase activity.